CGACGGAUGGACUCGUUCCUCAGAGGCGGAGGUGAGGGGGAGGAGGAGGGCUGAAGCGUGACGAUCUUCCCUCUUUUCCCCGAACGAGAAGACGCUUUUCCUUCCACCGUGGUCGUCCUCGCCUCCCGUGGAAGGAAAAGUUUACAGAGACGAGGGAAACGCGAGCACGACGACCGCCGCGAAACGACCCCUUCCGUCCUGGACCGCCGAGGGAAACGCAUUUCCAGACGUGCUAAGCGCCGCGAACAUCGAGAACGUCACCAUGAGGAUCAAAAUGCCCGCGGUCAGGAUCGCGCAAGCGGAAACCUCGCAAGGUACCACAUCCCCAGACACCGUCCAAUGCGGGGGUUGCAGAGCGUCCUACCCCCUUGGCGAGAUCGUACGGUUCAUCGAGCACAAGGUUAACCACUGUCGGAGCACGCUCCAGGGCUGCCACAGUCCAUCGGCGACGGCUGCUCCGGAGGACUCCGAUCCCGAGGACGCCCUAGCUCUGAAGGCCGUCGAUCAGGACUCGAAGCUCAACUCCGUGCCCAGCAUAUCCGCGCCCAUCAACAAAAGGGCGGGGGGCAGGCUGGAAAGCCCUCCGACGCCUCAGGGCUCGGGCCCGGACACCGGAAGCCCGAUCGAGCUGAAGGCUAGCGCCAGCUCGACGCCCAAAAGACGGACGGAGCCCUCCGACGAGGAUAAAGAGGAUCUUCCGAAGAAACCCAAGACGGAGUCCGUGGACGCGGACACGAACACAGUCAAUUCCGAACCGAGAUGGCUGCAGUGCUCGCAGUGCUCCAGGAGACUGUCAUCGGCCUGGGAGCUGCUGCAGCACGUGCAGAGCGUGCACGGCGCCAGGCUGUACACCUCACCGUCGUCGUCGACGAAUUCCUCGUCGAACACGCCGGCCCCGAGUCCGCCGACGCCCACGCCGACCCACGCUCACCAUCUGAGUCCGCCGAAUCACUUGAACCUGAGCGGCAAGUCGACCGGGAGCUCGUCGGCGGCGAACUCGUCCGGCGGUACGAACUCGAGCGGCAGCAGUGGUGGACGACAGCAACUGCAGUCGUCCGCGUCGCUGGUAGGCGACCCGCUCCACAGCUUCCUGAGGCUACCUCAACACCUGGAGCGCAGCUUCCCGCCGAUGUUCAGGUCAGACUUUCUGGCGCUGAACCCGCUGGCCGGUUACAGGGGCCUCCAAGAGCUCCAGACCGCGACCAGGAACCUCCAGAACCUCGGCGAUCCGCUCCGAGGCAUGGACGGUCUGAACCUCGGCGACCCGUUGGUUCGUAGCUCGUUGGACUCGCUGAACAACGCCCGCAACCUGGCGAACUUGGCCGAACUGUCGCACGGUCGCGGUCUGGCCGGCCAAGCGCAUCCACCACCACUCGAGACCAACCUGGAUUUUUACUCGGCGCGCCUAAGGAGCCUCGCUAAUCCGUCCUUAGGCGCGGCUCCACCUAAUAGCGGGAACACCACGACCAACGCGAAUCCCCCUGCCCCGGUACCGCCUGUACCAGUGCCAAGUACCGUCCAGCAGCAGCAACCGCAACAGCCGAUCCAGAACCACGCGCAGUCCGUCGAGCCCCCGAGCCCGGCGGGGAACAACCCCGCGAUCAUCGCUCACGCCAACCACCAGAAAGAGAACUCGCCGCCCUGCUACAACCAGAGCCCGGUCGGCCACCACAACAACAACAACUCGACGGACAGCGAGAAGACCAGCCCGCCGGUCGCCUCCACCCCUAUCAUCACCGAUUCCGCCUCGGAGACCAUCUACGCGUGCGAGGUGUGCGAUAAGAAAUUUCGUUUCCAGUCGAAUCUGAUCGUACACCGACGGAGUCACCGGGACAAGGAGAGGCAGUACCAGCAAGAGGGCACCCAGGAUGGUCAAACGACGCCCACCAGGUGCGAGGUAUGCGAGUUGGAGCUGGCCAACUUCGCGGAACUGAGGAAGCACAUGAGGAAGGAGCACCAGGAGGCUCUGAACGCGGCCAGUCCUCAGGGCAGCGUCGAGACCGUGCCGGACGACGGGUCCAGCUGCGACGAGAACAUGGACCUGGACGAGGCGGAGGAGAACGACCAGAAGGCGGAACGCGAGGACACCGAGAACACGCCGGAAGAUCUGAGCACCACGCAGGGUCAGAGCGGGGAGGAGAGCAGCGGCCGGGUCGAUCAAAAACCGGCCAGCUUGGUGGGCGACCUGAUGGAAAAAUUUGGCUUGAGCAACAUAGCGCAGUACUCGGAGGCCUACCGGCAGGCCCUCCAGGAGAACCAUCGCGGAGGAUUCAUCAAGACGGAAUCACCGUCGAACCUGACCAACUCUCUCAACAACAACAAAGAGAAAGACAGCGCCCUGUCGCCCACCAACUUCAAUUCCUCGACCACGCCCAACAUAUUCUCCGGCCAGGGUUUUCCCAGGUCCUCGGGGCCGGACUUUGGCGGCCUCUGGCUACCGAGUCCCCACUAUCUGGAGAACAACGAGUUCCGUAAAGCGACCAAGGCCACCACGUCCAGCCUGGCUCUCCAGGGCUUGCCCAGCCCGUUGCUGAAAAAGGAACGCAGCGGCAGAAACGACACGUGCGAGUACUGCGGCAAAGUGUUCAAGAACUGCUCGAACCUGACCGUUCACAGGCGGUCGCACACCGGCGAGAAGCCCUACAAGUGCGAGCUGUGUUCGUACGCGUGCGCCCAGAGCUCCAAGCUCACCAGGCACAUGAAGACGCACGGUCGACACGGCAAGGACACCUACAAGUGUCGUUUCUGCGAGAUGCCGUUCUCGGUGCCCAGCACGCUCGAGAAGCACAUGAGGAAGUGCGUGGUGGUGGUGCAGCAGGGACCCAAGCUGGGCAUGUCCUACCCGGGCAGUCAAGACGAGGACUCCUCCUUGAGUACUAAGGAUACUUGA
This is a messenger RNA of Colletes gigas, 2890 nucleotides long. RefSeq names its product B-cell lymphoma/leukemia 11A-like (gene Cph). Gene Ontology annotation, molecular function: DNA-binding transcription factor activity; RNA polymerase II cis-regulatory region sequence-specific DNA binding. Bases 263 to 2890 code for a protein of 875 amino acids. The transcript has 3 exons. The record is from RefSeq and is a predicted model, not a curated record. Gene Ontology annotation, cellular component: nucleus. NCBI's taxonomy places the organism in Eukaryota, Metazoa, Arthropoda, Insecta, Hymenoptera, Colletidae. Gene Ontology annotation, biological process: regulation of transcription by RNA polymerase II.